GUAAUGUUGGACUAGGCACCAACAGAUUGAUGCCAUGAUACCUGCGGCUUUGCCACCAUCAACCUCAGGUUGGUCACCUCAUGUUCAUCGCCACACUCUACGAGUGCCGGGCAUUAGUGGCUCUGGCUGCUGUCCAACUGGUACAUCGCUCUUUGGGGCACAUUGGGUUGAGGGAGCUAUCGUCGUGGCAAUGUGCAGGAGAUGCCAAACGCACAAGGAGUCGUGCUUGCGUCGCAACUCUCUGUCCGAUUGGCCGACCAGUGUCAGUGGCUAUGCUGUGCGACCAAUCAUCGCGAAGCUUCCGCAUGAGAUAGGCAGCGUUGCAGCUCUUGUUGUGGAUGAGGAAGCAGAAUGUGUUGACGAGGAUAUCCCUGAGUGGGUACCUGCAGAGUGGCUGAGUCCAGUGAUGGGUGACAGUGGAGUCUCCGACGUCUAUGGGGCCAUUGGUGUGUGGCCUGCUGCCUUUGUCGCAGCAGAGGUGGUGCUUCAAAAAGCACCCAAGGGGAAACCCUUCAGUUGUCUUGAGCUUGGCUGCGGUGCCGGCUUUCCGUCGCUGGUGGCUGGGCGCCUGGGCGCUGAGAGGGUCUAUGCCUUGGACUCGGAGCAGCUGACGCUGGAUCUUCUCCAAGCGGCUUUUGAACGACAAGGCACUUGUGGCCGACUGGUCCCACUGCUGGGUGAUGCUUCGAAGCUGCCCCAGGACCUCUUGGCUUCAGUGUCGCUGAUCAUUGUGAGCGACUUGCUUUACAGUGUGGAACUGGGAAAGUCCCUAGGCUGGUGCUUGGGACGUUGGGUGAUCGAUGAGGGGCGGCAGCUGGUGUUGACCGAUGGUGGUCGUUCAGGGCGGCCAGCCUUUCUGGAGGCGUUUCGAGAGGCCUCCAGCAGCGAUGCCUGCUUUGAAGAUGUGCCAGUUCCUGACUGGGCCCCACAGAAGGGCGACUUCUUCGACGGGACCUCCACCCAGACCGUGGGCCUUUUGCGGUGCUUCGGCUCGGCAAGGCGGACGACAAGGUAUUGACAAAGGCAUCGACGAACCUGAGAGGCGAACCAGAGGUAGCCAAAGCUGCUACACAGUCUGCAGAAGGAAACUUCCGACGUUUUGCGCCGACGACGUGAAAUCAUGUGACGACGUGAGGAUCCUAAUUUGCUGUCCCAUAAUGGUCCUAUAACAACAUCUCAGAACUACCUUCCUUUGAUUCCGACAACAGGCCGGCUCACUGGUUGAAUUGGCAGCUCCACGCAUCAAACUAACGGGCAUUUGCAGGUUGCUGGCCCGCACUGACCUUGUGUGAUCUGUGCAUCGUCCAAACCAGGUUGUGAGUUGUCACCUGACAAACUCACAAUGCACGAUGACCAAAGAGCUUGAAGUCGAC
Messenger RNA from Durusdinium trenchii, 1373 nucleotides. The record is from the annotation of a GenBank genome assembly. NCBI's taxonomy places the organism in Eukaryota, Dinophyceae, Suessiales, Symbiodiniaceae.